AAUAAAGAAAAAUAAGAGCAAUUAUGGGCUCGAUUCAUCAGACAGGAUUAGAUUAUUGUGCGAAUCCAUGAACUCAAAAGAAAGUGUCAUUUUACAACCACAGGAAAAUGACUUAACCCUAGGCCUCUCUGACUGCGAUAAAUCCGUCAACGAGGUUAGCCUAAAGGAGAAGAUAAAUUUUUGGGAAAGUGAUUCUGACAUUAACAUGGACUCUGUGGAUGGGAACUGUUGCGUUUGUGAUGUGAAGGAAGAUUUUGCGAGCACCUUUAAGGCACUUUAUCACAAGAAGCACUGGGUGAAUCGAGGGGGUGAAAUCUGUCUUAAGCAGUGUUUUAUUUUUCAUCUGAACCUGGAUUUCCUUAGUGAAAAAAUUGAUGAUACAGGUAAAGAGUACUUAACAAGAGGUGAAUCUGCAACUCACCGAUCAAAGAUACAGGAUGUUCAGAAUUUGAUUGAAUUCCAGCCUCCAUCCGUAAUGCCGCAAGGGAAUGUUGGCACACCUACACUUCAUUUCAAGGACCUCAUAAGAGCCUGUCAGUUGCCUGGGAAUAUCAUCGGAAAACUUGGUCUGAAGUUUAAUAAACGAAGCAAAAAAAAGUUUGGGCAGGUACCCUUUGAUUAUGGAACUGAAGUCUGCUCUGGAAAUGUGGAAAGCGAAGAGAAUCAUGUGGCGUUUACAGCAGCAGGGGAUCUUAUUCCAGCCUAUAUUGAUGUCUCACGGCAUAGUACUGAAAAGCCCACGAAAAAGCUAAAACCAUCUGGACCCAGACUUGAACUAGAAAAGGAAUCUGAGGAUGGAGCUGAAGUUGAAGACUGGGAAAGAUACCAGUCAUUUCACGAGGAUGUUACUAGCCAGGAUCGUAUCAAGGAACGUUUAUACGAAAAGGAAAUCGAGCUGGUAUGGGAAAAAGGAGGCCCUGGCUUGGUCUUUUAUACAGAUGCCCAGUACUGGAGAGAGCAGGAUGGGGACUUUGACGAGCAGACAACAGAUGAAUGGGAUGUUGACAUGUCUAUAUAUUACGAUAAAGGAGCGGGAGAUUUUGAUGCCCAGAAUAGUGUUGCAAUGUUGGAGAGUAAUGAAUUACGGACUGGAACUCUCGCAAAGUCGGCUUUUAGAAGGCCAAAGAAACAACUUGACAGAGGUCACUCAAGCAGGAAGCAAGACAACGGAGUAAAGAGAAAAAUUAAAGGGCCCAGCGCUCCCCCUCAAAUAGGCAGGUUUGAAGCACACACAAAAGGUUUUGGCCGAAGGUUGCUGGAAUCUCAGGGUUGGAGUGACGGACUUGGACUAGGAAGAAAGGGAGAGGGCUUACCAUAUGCUCUUGAUAAUGAUGGCCAACAUCCUUAUGAUAAAAAAGGAUUUGGUUACUACGGAGAGAAGCUCCAGGGUUGGGGAGCACCAUCUACCUCUUCUAUUAGAGAUUUUUCCUCAGAGCAGGAUCAUGAACCUGCUGUUCGCAUUUCAACAAUAUUCGACUCUCCAAAGGAUGUUGAUCCCCCUGUUUCUCAUCUAAGGACAAGUGAGCCCACAAGACUGAAACAUCGACCCCCAGAUAUUACAUUCUCAAAGGCAUCAGAUUCACUUUAGUCAUAAGAUGCAUAUCUGUAAAUAUUCUGUGUACAGUAUUCUCCAAAAAAAUUUUUACUAUUGUAUUUUGUACAAAGUCAGACAUUGUGAUCCUACAGACAUGAAUUUGUAAAUUUAC
Macrobrachium nipponense is the source of this 1706-nucleotide messenger RNA. Its product is annotated as G patch domain-containing protein 3-like. Lineage: Eukaryota; Metazoa; Arthropoda; Malacostraca; Decapoda; Palaemonidae. Gene Ontology annotation, biological process: positive regulation of DNA-templated transcription; negative regulation of RIG-I signaling pathway; negative regulation of type I interferon production. The coding region runs from base 68 to 1588 and encodes 506 amino acids. The transcript is spliced from 8 exons. Gene Ontology annotation, molecular function: nucleic acid binding. The record is from RefSeq and is a predicted model, not a curated record.